ACGCCUUUGUUUAGUCACGUGCUUUAAAUUUUCCCCGCGCAUUUUUACAAACCGUGCAAUUCAUUCACGGAAACCCCGUACUUGGGUGAAGCUUUGUGAAGUCGCCAUUUUGACGGAGCUGAAAGAGUUGUGCGCGAUUUCCCCCCAUAUUUCUUCCAAUUCCUGGUUUACUUUCCUUUAGUACGUAGCUGUGGGAACAUACCGUAUCUGCCAUGUCUGCAGAAGGCGAGGACCAACCGCAGGCCAUGGAGGAGACCGAGCAGCAGGAGCCCAUGGAGACCUCGCAGAGUGGCGACCAGGGCCUGCCGCAAUCCGUACAAGAUGCACUAAACAAGAUGUAUGAAGAAGGUGUUCUUUCACCUGAGGACCUGGACGAGAGAGCGUUGGACGCCCUGCGCGAGUUCGACGAGUCUGGCGCCCACGACGUCCUGAAACAGUUCGCUGAGAGCGACCUAUCACAUGUACAGAACAAAAGUGCGUUCCUGUGUGGCGUCAUGAAGACGUACCGACAACGGAACAAGAACAAACAGAACCAACAGGGCGAUGCUUCCAAGAAGGGACCUGAUGAGACAAAAAUCAAAGAAAUCCUGGACAGAACGGGAUACAAACUUGAUGUGACGACAGGACAGCGCAAGUACGCAAUGCCGGUCACAGAGGAAGAAGAGAAAGAAAUGACAGACAAGCUCACACAGCAAGGACAUACCUCCCAGAGUAGCAUGGUGUUUGUUGGUAAGAUUCCGAGGGACAUGUAUGAAGAUGAGCUCAUACCACUGUUUGAGAAAUGUGGAACCAUCUUUGACCUCAGGCUGAUGAUGGACCCACUCAGCGGACAGAACAGAGGCUAUGCUUUCGUCACGUAUACCACUAAGGAAUCUGCACAGGAUGCUGUCAAACAGCUUGACAACUAUGAGAUCAGAAAGGGACGCUGGCUGGGUGUGUGCAUCUCAGUGGCCAACAACCGGUUGUUCGUCGGCUCUAUCCCCAAGAACAAGAGCAAGCAGGAGAUCUUCGACGAGUUUGGCAAAGUCACAAACGGGCUUAAGGAUGUGAUCAUCUACUACAUGCCUGAGGACAAGAGAAAGAACCGAGGCUUUGCCUUCCUGGAGUACCUGUCACACAAGGAGGCGUCGCUGGCCAGGCGAAGGCUCAUGAGCGGGCGCAUCAAGGUCUGGGGCAACAUCACAGUCACGGUCGACUGGGCCGACCCCAUCGAAGAGCCAGACGAUGAGGUCAUGUCGAAGGUUAAGGUGCUGUAUGUGAGGAACCUUGCUGUUGAAGCUGCCGAGGAGAUCAUCCAAGCAAAGUUUGAGCCGUACGGGACAGUAGAGAGAGUCAAAAAGAUCAAGGACUACGCCUUCGUCCACUUUGAGAACAGAGAAGAUGCCAUCAAGGCCAUGGAAGAUCUGAAUGGCAAGGAGCUGGAAGGGUCUGCCAUGGAAAUCUCACUCGCCAAGCCACCAUCGGAGAAGAAGAAAGAGAGGAAGAGGCAGAGAGAGCAGGAAAAGAUGAUGGGCGGCUAUGACUACGAUGGGUUUGGUGGUGGCCGCGGAGGCCCCAUGCGUGGUCGAGGCCGUGGUGGUUUCGAUCGCCGCGGUCGAGACUACGGGGGAGACUAUGGCUACGGUGGCGGCUAUGACGACUACGGCUAUGGGGGAUACGCCGAGGACUACCGUGGAGGCUACGAUGACCCUUACUACAAUGACCCCUACUACGGUGGCGGUUACGACCGUUACGAUGACUAUGGCUAUGGUGGUGGUUAUGGUGGCCGCGGCGGCCGUGGCCGCGGUGGUCCGAUGGGCCCUCCCCGCGGGGGCAUGGGACCCCGCGGUGCUCCUCGGGGCCGUGCUGGCUUCUCGCCACGAGGCGGGGCCGCCCGGGGAGGCCGCGGCGGCCGAGGGGGGACGCAGCAGCGCGGUAGAGGGGGUCGCGGGGGCGGCCGUGGGGGUGGCACUAGGGGGGGCGCCAAGAGGAAGGCUGACGGGCAGGGAAAUCAGGGGCCCGACACGAAGCGCCGUGCCAACAACCAAGGAGGAGGCCAGUGGCAGUCUGCUCCCAUUGCUCAGCAGCCUCUCGCCAGCCAGGACUGGGGCGGCCAGGGCUACAGCGGCGGAUCUUCCAGCGGUGGUCAGGAAUGGUACCAGGACUCCUACGGCCAGCAGUGGAAAUAGGAAGGAAAGGGUUCCUCUCUUCUUGGCUGGUACUUCCAAAUUGGAUGACACGAAAUCUGAUGUCGGCCCUGAUAACUACCUCUGUUUUGGCCAUCAUGGAAGAUAAUUAUUGGAAACUGGCAUCCUGUUUCCGUACCGCCCACAUGACUUUAUAUCCAUUCUCCUUUGACGAAAGUCCCCACAUGAAGAUCUUUUGGAGUAUACCAAGUAUAUCUUUCCUAGGAUUACAUAGUAGUGAAAGCUUGUGCUGUGAAUUUUUGUGAACCAUUCCAUGUGAUUGCUCUAUUCUGUCUGGCUGCCUGGACACAAAAACUCCAGAAUUGCCUAAGGAAAGACUUUAUUGGAUUUAACCCUUUUGAUGAGACUCCGCAGGACUUACCUAUUCUCUAUCAUCAACAGCAGAUUUCAAUCCAGGUUCUUAAACUUUGUCAGAGGGUUUCACCCGACUAACUUUGCUGUAAAUUUGCCAAAGUGUUUGUGUCACUCGGCUCUGAAUUUCCAGACGCCGCAGCGACGUGUGUGUUGUAGACAAACUUUUUUAUUUAGGCCUAUUCCUCUUGCAACCUUUUUAUAUCUCUAGAAAGUUACAGUAGACUUAUUCAACUGUUUGUUUUAUUUGGAAAGUAGAGCAAACUGGAAAGUCAAUUAGAAACAACUGUGUAGUGGAUUGGCGUAAUGUUUGGUAGAACCGUAAUCUAUAUAUGUGUAAUCAUUGUAUCAUUUAAUCCUUACCUUGAAAACAUAAAUAAAGAAAGUAGCCACCCAAAACAUGGUGAAAAAAGGACAAAAAAAGCAACAAAUGUCUACAAUUU
Messenger RNA from Branchiostoma floridae (Florida lancelet), 2980 nucleotides. Its product is annotated as heterogeneous nuclear ribonucleoprotein R-like. Bases 213 to 2168 code for a protein of 651 amino acids. The record is from RefSeq and is a predicted model, not a curated record. Lineage: Eukaryota; Metazoa; Chordata; Leptocardii; Amphioxiformes; Branchiostomatidae. The transcript is spliced from 12 exons. Gene Ontology annotation, cellular component: ribonucleoprotein complex; nucleus. Gene Ontology annotation, molecular function: mRNA binding.